Messenger RNA from Oppia nitens, 699 nucleotides. RefSeq lists its product as uncharacterized. Gene Ontology annotation, biological process: mRNA splicing, via spliceosome. The transcript has a single exon. Lineage: Eukaryota; Metazoa; Arthropoda; Arachnida; Sarcoptiformes; Oppiidae. The coding region runs from base 1 to 699 and encodes 232 amino acids. Gene Ontology annotation, cellular component: U12-type spliceosomal complex. Gene Ontology annotation, molecular function: U12 snRNA binding; pre-mRNA intronic binding. The record is from RefSeq and is a predicted model, not a curated record.
AUGGACCAUCAUCAUCAUCAUCACCAACAACAACAAUAUGGCCGCGAAUCAGACGCCCGAUUGCGCCAAUUUGCCGACCAACUGGACUACGUGUGUCCGGCGGUCGGUCUAAACUAUUUGCGUUCGCCGCUUGUCCGCUACCGAUACCCGGCGGCCACACCAGCUAUUGUCAAUCGUAUUGGUGGCCAACUGUUGGCCAAUCAGCGAUUCUAUACGCAAGUGUGUCAUCUGAUGAACAAAAUGAAUCUGCCGGUGCCUUUCGAUGACGAUGAUGGCCAUCAACCCGAUAGACCCGAAGACACUAAUAUGACGACCACUGCUGAGACUGUCGUUACCGCCGCCGGCCACCGAAGUCCGUCGGUGUGUUCGUCCGAAUCGGAACUGGAAAUGACCGACACUGAAGCGGCUGRUGUGCUGAAACCGCCGCCACCGCCGCCGCCAAUACGAUUGGCUAAGAGACCAACUAAACGAUUGAAGACAGGAUUUGUCGGCGAAAAGGCUGACCAACUGACCGAUGAGUUUGUUGUUGCAGUCGACAAAUGCAAGCCAUCGACAUCGUCGUCGUCCUCGUCGACAACGGCCGCUAAAGUGGCCGCGCAAUCGCCGAUAGAUGUGUUUGAAAACUUGUUGACCGAAAAAAACUUAAACAAACAGAAACCCAAUAUUGCCGUCAAAAUACAAACGAAAAAUUUUAAUUAA